Molecule: messenger RNA, 5183 nt
Organism: Juglans regia (Persian walnut)
Lineage: Eukaryota; Viridiplantae; Streptophyta; Magnoliopsida; Fagales; Juglandaceae
Product: MAP3K epsilon protein kinase 1-like
Exons: 26
Coding region: 640-4908 (1422 amino acids)
Biological process (GO): protein phosphorylation
Cellular component (GO): cytoplasm
Molecular function (GO): ATP binding; protein serine/threonine kinase activity; protein binding
Source: RefSeq, a predicted model, not a curated record
ACCCCUGCAUUCCACCGAGUCCCAAGUCCCCCUCCGCCUCUUUCCCAACUCCCCAGACCCGUGCUCACGCCAGCUUCGCCGCCAGUUCCCGUCGACGGCGUCGACACCGACGUCGCUGCCAGCCACUUCCGCACUGCCAGUUACUAAAAGAGAUUCGGGAAUUGCUUGAAAUUCCUAGGUUCAUUGUCGGAAAACUGGCUUCGAGAAUUGUGGCUCCAGAAUCAGUAAUAUUGAAUCAGAAACAUAUGGUUGCAGAGACAGAGUAGGAAAAUUGUCGACUUUUCCAAACCUUCGAUAUUUUAUUGAUUGGGGACCCAAGAAAGCAAAAAAAGACCUCCGCUAGGCAAAACCCAAUUCAACUCUUUUAUCCUAUAUGUAUUACUUGCCCACAGCUUUCUGAAUAGCCAAACAGCGGAUCAAAGAAUCAAGAAAGUAACAACCCAAGCCGCAAAUAUUACUCGCCUGUCGGAGAGUCCGACUUUUUGGCCCUCUCUGUGUGUGUGUAAAGCGUUGGGCCCCUUCAUCGGAAUCACUCACUGUCUCCGGUCAUGACCCCGGCUUUCUUUUUCUCCAGCAACUUUGCAAAUUGCAAUGGACACUUCUAGGCUUCUUAAAAGCGAGUAGCGCAAUUUGGGAGCGAUGUCUCGUCAAAUGACAUCGUCCGCCUUCCACAAAUCCAAGACUCUCGGUGAAAAAUACAUACUUGGAGAUGAGAUUGGGAAAGGAGCUUAUGGUCGAGUUUACAAGGGUCUGGAUUUGGAUAAUGGAGACUUUGUUGCAAUUAAACAAUUUUCUUUGGAGAAUAUUGCUCAGGAGGAUCUCAAUAUUAUCAUGCAAGAGAUUGAUUUACUGAAGAACUUGAAUCACAAAAACAUUGUGAAAUAUCUUGGGUCUUUAAAGACAAAGACUCACCUUCAUAUAAUCCUUGAGUAUGUGGAGAAUGGCUCACUUGCGAACAUUAUCAAGCCAAAUAAGUUUGGACCUUUUCCAGAAUCGCUGGUUGCCGUUUACAUUGCUCAGGUUUUGGAAGGCUUGGUUUAUCUACAUGAACAGGGUGUGAUACAUCGGGAUAUUAAGGGUGCCAACAUAUUGACAACUAAGGAGGGUCUUGUGAAACUUGCUGAUUUUGGUGUUGCAACGAAACUGACAGAGGCUGAUGUAAAUACACAUUCAGUUGUUGGAACACCUUAUUGGAUGGCCCCCGAGGUGAUUGAAAUGUCAGGGGUUUGUGCUGCUUCUGACAUUUGGAGCGUUGGCUGCACCGUGAUUGAACUGCUUACAUGUGUACCUCCUUAUUAUGAUUUGCAGCCAAUGCCAGCGCUCUUUCGUAUUGUUCAGGACGAUCACCCUCCUAUUCCUGAUAGUCUAUCUCCCGACAUAACUGAUUUUCUGCGUCAAUGCUUUAAGAAGGAUGCUAGGCAAAGGCCUGAUGCAAAAACGCUACUUUCUCACCCUUGGAUACAAAACUGUAGGCGUGCUUUGCAAUCUCCUCUUCGUCAUACUGGAACUUUAAGAAAUAUACAGGAAGAUGUUUCAGUGGAUGCAGAGAUGUCUCAUGGAGAUACUCAGAAUUCUGGUGAAAACCCUUCUGCAGGGAACGUGGAAGUAGCUGAUACUGAAAUUAGAGCUGACACCAGAAAAGAGGAGUUCUCUGCUGAGGGAUCAAAUAUUAGCAAGUCUGAUAAAGAUACUGCUUUACAUACCAAUAUUAUUGAGGAAAGAGUGGCCAAUCCUGAUGAUUUAGAUCAAGUUCCCACCUUUGCCUUCCACGAAAAGUCAUACCUACAGACUGGUAGCUCUGAGCCCACGGUGCUUCAUGAGGUACCGCAUACUAGUGAGCAUGAUGAAGUGCUAAUGAAUGGUUAUGUGGGAUCUCCUGAAUCAAGAAAAAAACAUGUAGCUGAAAAGCAUGGAGGAAAAGGUAACUCCGUCCGUGUUGCAAGUAGAUCACCUGGUUUUGGUCAAAGAAGUCAAGAUAGUAGUUUGCAAAAGGCUGUGAAGAUGUCAGUCACACCAGGGGAGAAUGAGCUUAGUAGGUUUAGUGACCCUCCAGGAGAUGCAUCCUUGGAUGAUCUAUUUCAACCUUUGGAUAAACAACCAGAGGAUCGGGCGGCUGAAGCUUCAACAUCUGCGUCAACCUCACAGUUUAACCAUAGCAGUACAUCCAUAACUGAUGCUGGGAAAAAUGACUUGGCUACAAAGUUGAGGGCUACAAUUGCUCAAAAGAAAAUGGAGAAUGAAAUGGAGCCAGCAAAUACUGGUGGUAAUCUGCUUCGCAUAGUGAUGGGUUAUCUUAAGGAUGAUGUUAUUGAUAUGGAUGGUCUGGUUUUUGAUGAAAAAUUGCCUGGAGAAAAUCUUUUUCCUCUACAGGCUGUGGAGUUUAGCAGAUUAGUUGGGUCCUUGAGACCAGACGAAUCAGAAGAUGUGAUCGUGUCUGCUUGUCAGAAACUUAUUUCUAUCUUUCACCAACGCCCCGAGCAGAAAAUUGUUUUUGUUACCCAACAUGGUUUGCUCCCCCUAAUGGAAUUGCUAGAAGUUCCUAAAACUCGUGUCAUAUGUGCUGUGCUUCAAAUUAUAAAUCAGAUAGUUAAAGAUAACGCUGAUUUCCAAGAAAAUGCUUGUCUCAUUGGGUUGAUCCCUUUGGUAAGGGGCUUUGCGGUACCUGAUCGUCCUCGGGAAGUUCGCAUGGAAGCUUCUUUUUUCUUGCAGCAGCUUUGUCAGUCAAGCUCCUUGACAUUACAAAUGUUCAUUGCUUGUGAUGGAAUACCUGUUUUGGUGGGCUUCCUAGAGGCUGAUUAUGCGAAGUACAGGGAAAUGGUUCAUCUAGCUAUUGACUGCAUGUGGCAGGUCUUUAAGCUUCAGCGGUCAACCCCUAGAAAUGAUUUCUGUCGCAUAGCUGCAAAGAAUGGAAUACUUCUUAGACUUAUCAACACCCUGUAUAGCUUGAAUGAGGCAACUCGAUUAGCUUCUAUAUCUGUUGGUGGAGGAUUUCCUAUUGAUGGUUCCACUCAGCGACCGCGUUCUGGUCAACUGGACUAUAGCCAUCCUAUUUUCAGUCAGUAUGAGACACCACUUUCCACAGCUGAUCAGCAUGACCUCCCCAAGGUUAGGCAUGGAAUAAUUGAUCAGCAUAUAUCAACUGGAAUGCAAGAAUCUUCACGUGCUUCAACUUCAAAUUCACAGAGAUCAGAUGCCAAUCAAUCAGAUCCCCGAUACCUCCAAACAGAUCCUGAUAAGCCUCAAUGCAGUAAUGCCGCCUUAAAAGCUUCAAUUGCUUCUAAAUUUGCUGACCCAAUAUCAUUAGAUAAAGUUGCAAAUCUAUCAAUUAAGGAACCUCCAGCAAGUAUGCCUAAUGAUCGAGACAACUCAGAGCAAAGUAAGAUUGAUCCUUCUCGAAAAGAUGCUGAACUUAGACAGCAGCGUGUUCCUAAUUCUACUAAUAGGACAUCCACAGACCGGCCUUUGAAAUCAAUUGAAAGUACGACAGUGGCUUCUCUGCAAGAGCAUGUCCGGCCUCUUCUUAGCUUGUUGGAGAAGGAACCUCCUUCGCGACAUUUUUCUGGUCAGCUCGAGUAUGUGCGCCACCUUUCAGGGUUGGAUAGGCAUGAGAGUGUAAUGCCUCUAUUACAUGCUAAUGACAAGAAAACAAAUGGUGAACUAGAUUUCCUAAUGGCUGAAUUUGCGGAUGUUUCUCAACGGGGAAAAGAAAAUGGAAAUCUUGACUCUAGUGCUAGAGUUUCACAUAAAACAGCAGUUAAGAAGGGUGGACCAAUGGCAUCUAAUGAGGGAGCUGCUUCUACAUCUGGGAUUGUAUCUCAGUCAGCAUCUGGUGUGCUGUCUGGUUCAGGUGUUCUAAAUGCUAGACCUGGAAGUGCAACAUCCUCUGGGUUGCUAUCCCACAUGGUUUCAACAUUGAAUGCAGAUGUUGCCAGGGAGUACCUAGAAAAGGUGGCUGAUCUUCUGCUUGAGUUUGCCCAAGCAGAUACAAUUGUAAAAUCUUACAUGUGUAGCCAAAGCUUGCUAAGUCGUCUUUUCCAGAUGUUCAAUAGGGUAGAACCUCCUAUUCUUUUAAAGAUAUUGAAGUGUAUCAAUCAUUUGUCAACUGAUCCAAACUGCUUAGAGAAUCUUCAACGAGCGGAUGCCAUUAAAUAUCUGAUCCCAAAUCUGGAACUCAAAGAAGGGUCUCUUGUAUCUCAAAUAUAUCACGAGGUUCUCAAUGCUCUUUUCAAUCUAUGCAAAAUAAAUAAGAGGAGACAGGAACAAGCAGCUGAAAAUGGAAUCAUUCCACACUUGAUGCAGUUUAUCAUGUCAGAUUCUCCCUUGAAACAAUAUGCGUUGCCUUUACUGUGUGAUAUGGCCCAUGCAUCUCGUAACUCGAGGGAGCAAUUAAGGGCUCAUGGUGGGUUGGAUGUGUACUUGAGCCUUCUUGAGGAUGGGGAUUGGUCUGUUACUGCAUUGGAUUCUAUUGCUGUCUCUUUAGCUCAUGACAAUGAUAACCGGAAAGUGGAGCAGGCAUUGCUAAAAAAAGAUGCAAUUCAGAAAUUGGUGAAGUUCUUCCAAUGCUGCCCAGAACAGCAUUUCGUACACAUAUUGGAGCCAUUCUUGAAAAUUAUCACGAAAUCAUCUCGAAUCAAUACAACAUUAGCUGUUAAUGGUUUGACUCCAUUGCUUAUCGCAAGGUUGGACCAUCAAGAUGCUAUAGCUCGCCUCAAUCUGCUCAAACUGAUAAAGGCUGUUUACGAGCACCACCCACGGCCCAAGCAGCUGAUUGUGGAGAAUGAUUUGCCACAGAAGCUUCAGAAUUUGAUAGAGGAGCGUAGAGAUGGACAACGCUCUGGGGGCCAAGUUUUGGUGAAACAAAUGGCUACUUCUUUGCUUAAAGCGCUUCAUAUAAACACCGUUUUGUAAAUUUAGCUACUUGUAAACAUGUUUCAUUUUUUAUUUGGCAUUUUAACGUUUCUUCAGAAAGAUGAGAGAGACAAGGCAUUGGAGUGCCCUUAUUAUAUGGGAUGCGUCAAGAGCCAGCCUUCAAGAGUUUGGUGUGUUUCUCUUUGUAUGCUUCCUAUAUCGCCUUUGUUUUCUACUGCUGUUUUAUGUUUUUUUAUUAUGCUCUCGAUUGAUUGUAAUGUAAAUCUUUGGCACUUAAAAAGAUUAUCCAGAAAGUGUUCCAUUCUGUUCCCCAA